AUGAGGAACAAUGUGGUGAUCACUCGAAAAGAGCCAACAUUCGUUUGGAGUCCACUAAUGUUGUUCAACCGAUUUGCAACUAAAGAAUACCUCGAACAACGAAGAGUCGGAAGAUUAUUGAAAAAAGCAGUAAAGGACGUUUCUGAAAAAAAGAAAAGACUUCAAGAACAAGUUCUCCAAAGACGAUCAAAGCAAUACUAUUUGAGGGUUAUGGAGAGAAAAUCAGUUCGAUUUCAAAAGUAUCGACUCCGUAACUUUAAGCUUCUCAAAAGAUGGAAGGACGCUCUUCAAGUGGCGGGAUUAUCGGAAGAAAUUUGUCUUGCUGGAAAAUUAGUCCGUCAAUGGAGACUCACUUUCACAAGAACUCGAGCCUAUGUCAAAACACUACAAUUGCUCCAGGACAAAUACCGGACGAAAUGUAUCCGUCGCUGGUUCCAAUAUAUCGAAAAUCUAGGUCAAACACAGUUUGUGAUGAUUCACAGGAAAUCGAGUGAGGACUUUGAGAAACUUCUAAAGUUAUUCAAAGUUGGAUCGGAGAUGGUUCCUGUUGCUGAUAGGUACAUUUCAACAACUGACAAGACUGAAUUAAACAAAAUUUUGGAAUAUUUGCUCGCACAUGACUGGUACCUAGGUGUUCUUCUUCCCCCGAAAACCCCACGAGAUCAAGGGAAGUGUCUGAUUCGCAACAUGACAACUUUUAAAAUCGAAGAGGUACCAGAAAACAAAUUGAUCUCUGCAAAGAUGCUGCCAAAGAUGUCCAGUAAGAAAAGGAUGAUGAUGAAGGAACAGCGAGCGAUGAGAUAUAGGAAGCGUUUCCAAAGAAGCCUUGACUUUGUGCUGGCUUAUGACAAUCAAGGAAUCGACUUGCGUCUUCUUCGAAAGUUUGUGAACGCGAGAAAGGAGAAAAGAAGCAAAAGGAAAAUUGUUAUUACACUACUCCAAUGUCUCUCGAUUAGUACAGUUGUAAUAUUUGGCCUCUGCUUCAGUUAUGUGAUUGUAGAAACUUUUGAACAUCUUGCCAUCAAAAUAUUGGAUAAUUUGUUGAAGCUAUUCUCACUUUUCUUUGUUCCAUAUCAGUAG
This is a messenger RNA of Caenorhabditis briggsae, 1080 nucleotides long. The record is from RefSeq and is a predicted model, not a curated record. Lineage: Eukaryota; Metazoa; Nematoda; Chromadorea; Rhabditida; Rhabditidae. The transcript is spliced from 4 exons. The coding region runs from base 1 to 1080 and encodes 359 amino acids.